This is a messenger RNA of Oldenlandia corymbosa var. corymbosa, 1132 nucleotides long. NCBI's taxonomy places the organism in Eukaryota, Viridiplantae, Streptophyta, Magnoliopsida, Gentianales, Rubiaceae. The record is from the annotation of a GenBank genome assembly.
GUAGAGUAAUUAUCAGUACUUCAAUAACAAAUCUUCAUAAAUACUCCUCCAAAUUAAAGUUUUUUUUUUUAAGAGCAAUUAAGACGAAACAAUGGGUGCAGAAUCCAAGUGGGUUUUAUGCACUCUCGUCGUUCUGCUAGCUGCGAGCAGCUUAGCACAAGCUGCAGAACAAGAAGCAAAUAGUAAUGCCGAUGCUAAUAUGAACAUGAAGGCGCGCCGCCUUGGUGGCCUCGGCGGUGGCGGGUCGGGGCACGGAGGAGUUCAGGGCUGGGGCAGCGGUGGCGGCCAUCUCGGGUGGGGCGGCCAUGGUGACGGCGUCGAUCACGGAGCAGGAGAUUGGGGAAGCUGGGGGAGCUUCGGCCACGAUAUUAAUCCCGGUCACGGUGUUGGAUACGGCGGUACAGGGUGGCCUGGGGGCUACGGAUACGAUUAUCCAUAUGGUCCAGGGAGCGGAUAUGGAUCGGGUUGGGGCUACGGAGGUGGUCAGGGAACCGGAUACCUGUGCUACCCGGCUAAUUGUCCAACUUGCCAUGCACAAAGCUUCGUCCUCACAAAAACCGUGAUCCAUCCCGGUGCCGAUCGUUCUGACAACGCUGGCAAAAAUAAUGCCGCCGCCGGAGUUUCGUCCGAAUCUAAUAACAACAAGAACAACAACAAAAAGACAGGGAUUUGGUAGAGCUGCGAUGAAAAACGGGAAGACAAACAAUUAGAAUACUCCACCAUAUGUAUGUGAUAAUGUGGGAAUGGGAAGUAUACAGUAUACACCUUGAUGAUAUAUGGUAUUAUACUACAUUGUAAGUCGAAUGUAACAUGUACUAUAUGUACUACUGUAUAUGGUGAACCUUAAACUUAAACUGCGAAAAAUGCCGGCUAAUCCGUAGGCGGGGGCGAAUUAUAAUAAUUUGUUGUGUCAAGAGUCGUGAGUUUGAUCGGUUGUUGUCGAUUAUUACUAUAUUAAUAAAACAGUGUCUUCUACCUAUAAUUUUAUAAUUUGUUUACAUUUUGGAAUUUGAUUUGCGACUUGGCUAGCUUCUAUAGUGCCCUCCCAAGUUUCUCUUGCGUGGGAUCGCUUUUGGGGCCUAGUUAUAGACAUUUUCCAUCAUGUAAUUAAUUGAAGGACACAAUAUCAAAU